AUGCUUCCGGGCGCAAGCAUGCGUCCGGGCGCAAGCAUGCUUCUGGGCGCAAGCAUGCGUCCGGACGCAAGCAUGCUUCCGGCAGUGAGCAUGCUUUCAGACGCAAGCAUGCUUUCGGACGCAAGCAUGCUUCCGGGCGCAAGCAUGCGUCCGAGCGCAAGCAUGCUUCCGCGCGCAAGCAUGCUUCCGGACGCAAGCAUGCGUCCGGACGCAAGCAUGCUUCUGGCAGUGAGCAUGCUUUCGGACGCAAGCAUGCUUCCAGGUGCAAGCAUGCGUCCGGACGCAAGCAUGCUUCCGGACGCAAGCAUGCUUCCGGACGCAAGCAUGCUUCCGGACGCAAGCAUGCGUCCGGGCGCAAGAAUGCUUUCGGGCGCAAGCAUGCUUCCGGACGCAAGCAUGCUUUCGGACGCAAGCAUGCUUUCGGACGCAAGCAUGCUUCCGGGCGCAAGCAUGCGUCCGGGCGCAAGCAUGCUUCCGGGCGCAAGCAUGCGUCCGGACGCAAGCAUGCUUCCGGCAGUGAGCAUGCUUUCGGACGCAAGCAUGCUUUCGGACGCAAGCAUGCUUCCGGGCGCAAGCAUGCGUCCGGGCGCAAGCAUGCUUCCGCGCGCAAGCAUGCUUCCGGACGCAAGCAUGCGUCCGGACGCAAGCAUGCUUCUGGCAGUGAGCAUGCUUUCGGACGCAAGCAUGCUUCCGGGCGCAAGCAUGCGUCCGGACGCAAGCAUGCUUCCGGACGCAAGCAUGCUUCCGGACGCAAGCAUGCUUCCGGACGCAAGCAUGCUUUCGGACGCAAGCAUGCUUCCGGACGCAAGCAUGCUUCCGGACGCAAGCAUGCUUUCGGACGCAAGCAUGCUUCCGGGCGCAAGCAUGCUUUCGGGCGCAAGCAUGCUUCUGGACGCAAGCAUGCUUUCGGACGCAAGCAUGCUUUCGGAUGCAAGCAUGCUUCCGGACGCAAGCAUGCUUUCGGACGCAAGCAUGCUUUCGGACGCAAGCAUGCUUUCGGACGCAAGCAUGCUUUCGGACGCAAGCAUGCUUUCGGACGCAAGCAUGCUUCCAGACGCAAGCAUGCUUUCGGGCGCAGGCAUGCUUUCGGACGCAAGCAUGCUUUCGGACGCAAGCAUGCUUUCGGGCACAAGCAUGGUUUCGGACGCAAGCAUGCUUCCGGACGCAAGCAUGCUUUCGGGCGCAAGCAUGCUUUCGGACGCAAGCAUGCUUUCGAACGCAAGCAUGCUUUCGGACGCAAGCAUGCUUCCGGGCGCAAGCAUGCGUCCGGGCGCAAGCAUGCUUCCGGGCGCAAGCAUGCGUCCGGGCGCAAGCAUGCUUCCGGGCGCAAGCAUGCGUCCGGACGCAAGCAUGCUUCCGGCAGUGAGCAUGCUUUCGGACGCAAGCAUGCUUUCGGACGCAAGCAUGCUUCCGGGCGCAAGCAUGCGUCCGGGCGCAAGCAUGCUUCCGCGCGCAAGCAUGCUUCCGGACGCAAGCAUGCGUCCGGACGCAAGCAUGCUUCUGGCAGUGAGCAUGCUUUCGGACGCAAGCAUGCUUCCGGGCGCAAGCAUGCGUCCGGACGCAAGCAUGCUUCCGGACGCAAGCAUGCUUCCGGACGCAAGCAUGCUUCCGGACGCAAGCAUGCGUCCGGGCGCAAGCAUGCUUUCAGGCGCAAGCAUGCUUCCGGACGCAAGCAUGCUUUCGGACGCAAGCAUGCUUCCGGACGCAAGCAUGCUUCCGGACGCAAGCAUGCGUCCGGGCGCAAGCAUGCUUCGGGACGCAAGCAUGCUUUCGGACGCAAGCAUGCUUUCAGACGCAAGCAUGCUUCCGGACGCAAGCAUGCUUUCGGACGCAAGCAUGCGUCCGGGUGCAAGCAUGCUUCCGGACGCAAGCAUGCUUUCGGGCGCAAGCAUGCUUUCGGACGCAAGCAUGCUUUCGGGCGCAAGCAUGCUUUCGGACGCAAGCAUGCUUCCGGACGCAAGCAUGCUUUCGGACGCAAGCAUGCUUUCGGACGCAAGCAUGCUUCCGGCCGCAAGCAUGCGUCCGGGCGCAAGCAUGCUUCCGGGCGCAAGCAUGCGUCCGGGCGCAAGCAUACUUCUGGGCGCAAGCAUGCGUCCGGACGCAAGCAUGCUUCCGGCAGUGAGCAUGCUUUCGGACGCAAGCAUGCUUUCGGACGCAAGCAUGCUUCCGGGCGCAAGCAUGCGUCCGGGCGCAAGCAUGCUUCCGCGCGCAAGCAUGCUUCCGGACGCAAGCAUGCGUCCGGACGCAAGCAUGCUUCUGGCAGUGAGCAUGCUUUCGGACGCAAGCAUGCUUCCAGGCGCAAGCAUGCGUCCGGACGCAAGCAUGCUUCCGGACGCAAGCAUGCUUCCGGACGCAAGCAUGCGUCCGGGCGCAAGAAUGCUUUCGGGCGCAAGCAUGCUUCCGGACGCAAGCAUGCUUUCGGAGGCAAGCAUGCUUUCGGACGCAAGCAUGCUUCCGGGCGCAAGCAUGCGUCCGGGCGCAAGCAUGCUUCCGGGCGCAAGCAUGCGUCCGGACGCAAGCAUGCUUCCGGCAGUGAGCAUGCUUUCGGACGCAAGCAUGCUUUCGGACGCAAGCAUGCUUCCGGGCGCAAGCAUGCGUCCGGGCGCAAGCAUGCUUCCGCGCGCAAGCAUGCUUCCGGACACAAGCAUGCGUCCGGACGCAAGCAUGCUUCUGGCAGUGAGCAUGCUUUCGGACGCAAGCAUGCUUCCGGGCGCAAGCAUGCGUCCGGACGCAAGCAUGCUUCCGGACGCAAGCAUGCUUCCGGACGCAAGCAUGCUUCCGGACGCAAGCAUGCGUCCGGGCGCAAGCAUGCUUUCGGGCGCAAGCAUGCUUCCGGACGCAAGCAUGCUUUCGGGCGCAAGCAUGUUUUCGGAUGCAAGCAUGCUUCCGGACGCAAGCAUGCUUUCGGACGCAAGCAUGCUUUCGGACGCAAGCAUGCUUUCGGACGCAAGCAUGCUUUCGGAUGCAAGCAUGCUUCCAGACGCAAGCAUGCUUUUGGGCGCAGGCAUGCUUUCGGACGCAAGCAUGCUUUCGGACGCAAGCAUGCUUCCGGACGCAAGCAUGCGUCCGGACGCAAGCAUGCUUUCGGGCACAAGCAUGGUUUCGGACGCAAGCAUGCUUCCGGACGCAAGCAUGCUUUCGGGCGCAAGCAUGCUUUCGGACGCAAGCAUGCUUCCGGACGCAAGCAUGCUUUCGGACGCAAGCAUGCUUUCGGACGCAAGCAUGCUUCCGGGCGCAAGCAUGCGUCCGGGCGCAAGCAUGCUUCCGGGCGCAAGCAUGCGUCCGGGCGCAAGCAUGCUUCCGGGAGCAAGCAUGCGUCCGGACGCAAGCAUGCUUCCGGCAGUGAGCAUGCUUUCGGACGCAAGCAUGCUUUCGGACGCAAGCAUGCUUCCGGGCGCAAGCAUGCGUCCGGGCGCAAGCAUGCUUCCGCGCGCAAGCAUGCUUCUGGACGCAAGCAUGCGUCCGGACGCAAGCAUGCUUCUGGCAGUGAGCAUGCUUUCGGACGCAAGCAUGCUUCCAGGCGCAAGCAUGCGUCCGGACGCAAGCAUGCUUCCCGACGCAAGCAUGCUUCCGGACGCAAGCAUGCUUCUGGACGCAAGCAUGCGUCCGGGCGCAAGCAUGCUUUCGGGCGCAAGCAUGCUUCCGGACGCAAGCAUGCUUUCGGACGCAAGCAUGCUUUCGGACGCAUGCAUGCUUCCGGGCGCAAGCAUGCGUCCGGGCGCAAGCAUGCUUCCGGGCGCAAGCAUGCGUCCGGACGCAAGCAUGCUUCCGGCAGCGAAAUUUCUCUCGAUAGUCUAUGGGCCCACCACCCGCGCGCCUCGUAGCGACCCAUAG
Molecule: messenger RNA, 3834 nt
Organism: Closterium sp. Naga37s-1
Lineage: Eukaryota; Viridiplantae; Streptophyta; Zygnematophyceae; Desmidiales; Closteriaceae
Source: the annotation of a GenBank genome assembly